ACCCCCACUGCAACCAUAGAAAUCAGAUUCUUGACACGUCGUAAAAUGCAAGUCACAGCUGCUGUACUCUGCAGUGCUCCAAAACUUUUUCAACACUACAUAUGUAACAACAAAAUUUUUGUGUCUGUGAAUGUAAGUUUUUUAUUGAGGUGCUGUUUUCCAACCUUAAUCUUUUGACCAAGGAUGAAACUAUUUAAAGCGUAAGAUGCCAACAGAUCACGAAGAGCCCUGUGGUUCCAGUCACAGGUCAUUCUGCCUGAAUGGGGGCAUUUGUUACGUGAUACCUACUAUUCCCAGCCCUUUCUGUAGGUGCAUUGAAAAUUAUACAGGAGCUCGUUGUGAAGAGGUUUUUCUCCCAAGCUCCAGCAUCCAAACUAAAAGUAACCUGUUUGCAGCUUUUGUGGCAUUGGCUGUUCUUUUAACACUUAUCGUUGGAGCCCUCUACUACCUGUGCAGGAAGGGGCACCUUCAGAGAGCCAGUGCAGUCCAGUAUGACGUCAGCCUGGUGGAGACCAGCAGUGCCAGUGCCCACCGGGAACUGCACUAAAUAAAUGCGAAAGAAUUCCUUUGAACAAGAUGACGACGAUUCCAGAUGGAAAUACGGAUUUACGUAAGGGAAUAAAAACGUCGGAAAAGGAACCACACAGAUGUUUGGUCAAACACGGAUGGUGCUGUGAGUGCUCCUGGAUGAAACUGAAAUUUAAAUGGGUGGAUUAGGAGAAAGGCAGACCCCUCUCCACAGUGCAGGGAGCCCCAUUCCCUGAAGGAAAUGAAUAAAACCAAAGGCUGACCUUCCCCAAGCAAGAAGAAUCUCCCACAGAGCGCUGUCUCACUUCCUGCACAGCACCUGUGCCCCUGGUCCCCCAGGCUGCUCAUGGACCUGACCUGCAGCUCUCCUGAGGCUCCCUCCAGCCUCCUCCAUCAGAUUUGGGAUCCCUGAAGCUUUGGACCACAAGAGUCCAUUCCAUUAAAUAAAUCUCUCUUUGUAUAUGAAUGCAUCCUACUGGUUCUGCUCUGGAGAGUUUUGACUGACACAAAUGCACCUAAGUAACAGAGCUUUGAGCCGCAUAAAGCAACCCUGGAAGAACUGCAAGAAGAAAUGAGCAGAUCCCAAUGACCAUCAGAGGCAGCAGUGACUAUCUGAACAGCUGGUAAAAGAGGCAGAGAAAAUCAAUGAAGAUACACUAAAUUUUAACACUAUCCACCAACUUGACCUAACUAGUAUAGCACUCCAGCCAACAGGAUGUACUCUUCUCAGGUGCACAUGGAGAUUUAUCAGGAUAAACUACAUUCUGGUAGACAUGACCCCAGGAAAUGUAAGAAGACUCAAGUCAUACAGAAAAGCCUCUCUGACUACAAUGGAAAUAAGAAACAAUAAUAGAAACAUCUCUGGGAAAUCCUCAAAUAUUUGGAAAUAAAGUAGCACACUUCUAAAGAACCCAGGAGUCAAAAAAGGAAGCCAAGGCGGGUUGGGCAGAGUGUAGUGUGGCGCAGCGAGUUAAGACACUGCUUGUGACCCCAGCAUCUCAGCUUCUGAUCCAGCUUCUUCUAGUGCACGUUGGAAAAUGGCCCAAGGGCUUGGGUUCCUGGCACCCAGGUGGGAGACCUGGCUUGAGAUCUAGGCUCCUAGCUUUGGCCUGGCAGCCCUACCUGUUGAGGGUGUUUGGGGAAUGAACCAGCAGAUGGAAAUCACUUUCUGUUUCUGUCUCUUUCUCUGCCUUUCAAAUAAAAUGAAAAUAAAAAAUGUGUAAAGAAUAAGAUGGAAUUCCUACCAAUACUACAAAUAUUAUAAGGAUAAUAGUGCAAUGUUUGAACAACCUAGAUGAAAUAGGCAAAUUCUUUGAAAAAUAAAACUCCCAAAUCUCUCACAGAAACAGGGAACUUGAAUACUCCUGUAAUAAUUCAAUUUGGAUGUAUUUACAUCUUUUCGGAGUUGAUGGAUAGAGGACCUAUAUGAAAAAGUCAAUUGUAUUCUUAUAUAGAAGUAACAACUGAUGUGGAAAUUUUAAGAACAAUAUCAUUUACAAUAGCAUCUUGAACUAUUAAGUACAUAGGGAUAUAGCUGAAGAGAAAUGGGGAAAACCUAUGCAGUAAAAACUAUAAAACAAAACAAUGUUGAGAGAAAUUAAAUGAAGGCCUUCAUAACAGAGAUAUACUGUGUUCAAGGCUUUGGAAGAUCCAGUAUUGUUAAGAUGUCAGUUUUCUUCAAAUUGACCUGUAGACCUGAUGCCACCCCAGUGAAAUCCCAGCAGGUGGUGGUGUAGAGGCUGACAGGGUGAGUCUAAAAUUCCUACAGAAAUACAAAGGACCCAGAAUGGCAAAAAUUUUGAAAAAGAACAAAGCUGUCUGCUUUCUCAGCGUAGUAUAAAACUGCAGUAAUCAACCCAGUGAGAUACUGGCCUCAAGAUAAAAAUGAGUCUUGAAAUAGACCCAUAAUUGAUUUUGGACAAAGGUGCCAGGGCAAUUUAGCGGGAAAAGGAGUCUUUUCAACAGAAGAUGCUGGGACAGCUGGAUACCCACACUACUCAAAAGGGAAGUGCAAAUGAAAACAACAGUGAGGUACCACUUCAUCCCUUUAGAUGGUGGCUAUAUUAAAAAAACAAAAACAAAAACAAAAAACAGGGAGGACACAGAGAAUUUGGGAUGCUUAUGCUUUGCUGGUGGAAAUAUAAACUAAUGCAGCUGCUUUAAGAAAGCAAUAAGGCAGGGCCGGCAUUGUGGCAUAGUGAGUAAAGGCACAGCCUGCAACACCGGCAUCCCAUAGGGGCAUUGGUUCGAGUUCCAGCUGCUCCACUUCUGAUCCAUCUCUCUGCCCAUGGCCUGGGAAAAGCAGAAGAUGGUACAAGUGCUUGGGCCCCUGCUAUCCACAUGGGUGACCUGAAGGAAGCUCCUGGCUUCAGUCUGGCCCAGUCCCAGCUGUUGUAGCCAUCGGGAGUAGAUCAACCAGUGAAAGCUUGUGAUUGCUUAGUUGCUUGCUUGCUCUAAUUAUUUCAAAUAAAUAAUUUUUAAAAAUCAAUAUGGCAAGAUCUCAGAAAAAUUAAGCAUAGGAUUACUAUAACUCUGCCUUUCAAAUAAACGUUUUUAAAAAUGAAAGCAGAGACUUGAACAUAUAUUUGCAUGCUCACACUCAUAGCACUGUUUACGAUCACAGAAGGGUGGAAGCAACCGUGUCCAUCAAUGGAUUAAAAAAAAAAAAGUACUAUAUACUUAGAAUGGAAUUUACCUGGCCAUAAGAAGGAAUGAAAUUCUGACGCUUGCUACAAAACGGACGAACCCUGAAGAGAUUAUGUUAAGUGAAAUAAGCCAGACACAAGAGUCAGUGUGACUGCACGUGUGUGAGGGACCCAGAGCAGUCAAAUGCAGACACACAAAGGGGCUGCAGAGAGGAAUGAGGACUUCCUGGUUCAGGAGCAGAGUUUCGGUUUGGGAUGCAGACCCAGGCCUGGAGAUGGUGGUAACGGUAGGGACUGUGCGGAUGUACUUACCGCCCCUGACGUGUGUGCUGGAAUGGGGCUGCGAUGAUACACUCUGUCCUGAGUACCUCACAAAGUCUGUGGGA
Molecule: messenger RNA, 3559 nt
Organism: Lepus europaeus (European hare)
Lineage: Eukaryota; Metazoa; Chordata; Mammalia; Lagomorpha; Leporidae
Gene: NRG4
Product: neuregulin 4
Exons: 7
Coding region: 206-547 (113 amino acids)
Biological process (GO): animal organ development; intracellular signal transduction; nervous system development
Molecular function (GO): chemorepellent activity
Source: RefSeq, a predicted model, not a curated record